UUACGCAGAUCGGUCUGCGCAACACCGCAUUCAGUUGCACAAAGUUGAACACUAGUGCUGUGUGUAUUUUGUCCCUCGUCGGUGUCUGUCGUUGUCAUGGAGAUCGGAUACACAACUCAACUAUCAGUAAAACUUUCAAAAUGACACACAUUUUUUCCUUCGGUUUUCCCCAUUUUUGAUACAACAAAUAGCGUGAGUUGGAAGUACUGUGUUGCAAUGUUGACCGAUUAUCCAGUGAAUCCUGUGAACUCUGGUGUCUUUGAAAUAACACACAGCUCACAAAAAAAGCAAGUGUCAAGGUCAGUUGGUGCUCGGAAGAGAUCCCAAAGCUGCUUUUUUGGAGUGGAGACCCUGGCUGAGCUGGUUUGGGAAGGCUGGGAGCCAGGGCUAGAAUAUACCAGAUCACUUUCUCUUAAAAGCAUACAUGGGAAACUCCAAAAACUGAGCUUUAGACCUCCUGUGUCCAAGUUCUUCAACACACUGUUUCCACAGACUAUCCUUCUGAGCCCAGGAACAUCUUUUUCCCUUCCAAUCACUUUUCGGCCGGUUGAGAAAUGUGAGUAUGUGGACACUAUAGAGUUCGAGGGUAAGGAAGGCUCGUUCCAGGUGUCUCUGCGUGCUGUAAUUCCUCACUAUGCUUUGGAAGUACCAGAAAAUGCAUUGCUGCCACCCUGUGCUGCUCAGCAGAGUUCCCAAACCAGCUUUGUCUUUCGUAACUCUUGUAAGUUGCAGACUGGAUUCAGGUGGUCUGUGGAUCCUCCGUUCUAUUUCUCCCCUGAGACUGGACUGUUAAAACCUGGAGAAGAGUGCAAGGUUACAUUAGAGUUUAAACCAAAGGAAGUACAGGUGUACCAGGCCGAGGCCCACUGUGCUUUCGGUGAUGAUGGGGAGAACAGCUGUACUGUACUUCUGCGUGGCCUAUCCAAGUACCCACAUCUCCAGAUCUGCACCGCUGAGCAGGAGGAAGACUGUAAGGUGCUUGAAUUUGGCAGCUUGGCAGUGGGUGAUUCUCUUGAAAGGCACUUUGAGAUCUACAACCCGUCCACUGUUAGCACAACAUUCACUCUUUUCUGGUUGAGACGACCCCCUCUUAUGGACGUGGUUUUCCGCUGUGAGGUGCGUGAGGGGCAGAUCGAACCUCAUUCAGUGUUAAAAGUCCCUGUGUGCUUCUCCCCACUCACGGCGGACUGCAGAAGUGUGGACUACCUCUGUCUUACCUGUCCUGGUGCUGUAAGCAAAGAUCUGCUCAGAGUGUCUGGAUCGUCCAUAGGGCCAUUAGUAUUUCUAAGUACCUCUGUGUUGGACUUUGGCUGUGUUGAGGAGGGCACAGAGGUCACUCACACACUACAGAUUAUAAACUCUUCUUCAGUAUUGGCUUAUUACCAGUUUGAUGUGAACACUGGCCACAGUGUGUUCGUUGUGGACCAACCUGGCGGCACCCUGCCAGGCAACAGCCGACUCACCUUGCGUGUGAAGUUUCGACCACACCACCCUAUUGCUCAUCACAAGAUACUGACCUGUUUGCUUCUCCACAGGGAGCCUUUGUUUCUGGAUUUGAUUGGCACCUGUCAUUCAGAGCAGUUCAAACCAGCCAUUUUAAACCCCAGACACUUGAAUGUGUACAGAAUAAAUCUGUUAAGAGGAUUCACCUGUUACCCUCCAGACAUACUGAGUGCCAUGCUGGAAGAACAUAAACUGAAGCUGGAUGAUAGCGGAGCUUUGCAGAUUGCAGCAGAAGACAACUCCAGACCUCUAUUCAGUCCACGGAGUCCUCUUGAGGAGUAUUUCCACAGUAAUUCAGCACCUGAAACAGAAUUAGGACUUGAAAACACAUCAAACACAUCUAAGUUUUCUACCCACCAUGUAACGGCUCGACCUUCUGAGCUCCUUUUUUAUGAUGGCACAACUUCUAAGUCAGUCUCCAUAACCAACCACACAAAGGGCAAGAUCUGUCUGGCGUGGAGUCCUGGCACCAACUGUUUCUCCAUCUCUCCUCUCUCCUGUGAACUGAGCCCUCUAAAGUCCACAACCUUCAGAGUGACAUACAUUCCCAACCAGCAGAACAGCUUCCAUGCAGAACAGCUUGAGUGUUUUGCUUUUUAUAAGGUUCUGAAAGACAAUAGAUAUGUGGAUGAUCACACUUUGUGUCCACCCUGGUGCUUUACAGUCAGGGUGAGCGGUCACUGUUUUCAGGCUGGAAAAGAGCAUUUCGUCCCUUGCAUCUCUCUUCAACACUCUCAAAUUGUAUUUCCUGCACUGAAACAGGUGUCAUACCGCAAUAUUCUCUUGAAGAACACAGGGGACCUGCCACUGACCUUCAAACUGGACUCAGAGGAGUGUCCCUCAGUAUGUGUGCUGCCACCUAUUGGUCUGGUGCCACCUGGUCACCACCAAAUAUUCACAUUCAGAUCAACUCCAUCCCAGGAUCACCCUGCCAGUAUGCCUUUGACAUUGCAGCUAAAUGCCAGCCCCAAACACACACAGGUGCUGAAUGUGGUUGCUGUAGCAGAGACCUCUUCUAUGGCUGUGGAGGAGGGUGGAAGUCUAUUCUUUAAGCCCACGGCAGUGGGCUCCUGCUCUGAACGAAUCCUGUGGGUGAAAAACUUGAGCAGGAUGCCAGUGGAGUUCCAGUGGAAGCUAAGUGGAUCUCACCAAAGAGUUCUGUCUGUACUUCCAGAUUCAGGGACACUCCAACCCAAUGAAUCCAAGGUACAGAAGUGGUCUUUUGCUCCUCUGGAUGAGAUGAUAUACAACCUAAAGGCUAGUCUUAUGUACUGGCCUGUUCAAACACCACAGUGCAAGAAGUCCCGUCUCACAGUUAAAGCAGUCGGAUUGGCAUCUAAAGGUUAUCUAGAGGCAGAGCAUCCCAUUAUAGAUCUGGGUGAGGUCCUUGUUGGAAGCUGUAAGUCCUUUGAUGUUCCUUUACUGAACAACAGCUCCUGUGCCUUCAGUUACUGUCUGAGCGCACAGCAGACCAUCACUGUUACAGAUCUUCCUGAAGACAUGACUCAAGAUCCUUUGGUUCUGGAGAUGGAGAAUGUAAAGGGAACCAUUCCUGCGCACUGCAGGCUACAGGUCCGCUGCACUGUGAAACUGGCUUGCAGAGCCCAUCACUGUUGGACCAUCGGUUACCACAUCAUCAAUGCAUCUGGCUCUGUGGGUGAAGAGCCCCAGUCAGUGUGCCAGGUGCAGGCAGAAGGCGUGUACCCCACACUGGAGGUGACAGAUGUCCGUAGCUGUGGCAGUGUGGAGAGGCUGAGCAAACUACAGCUCUGGCACCUCUUCAAUCUGGACACACUCAAUACUUGUCUGUGCAGAGAUCCCAGGCCAUCUGAGCUUAUCUUCAGGGUGCCCACCAGACACAGUCUUCGACGCUGUCCUGCUGUCUUUACCUCGGCCAUGAUGGAUUUUAACUUUAGUGCGGCUCCACUAAGCUCAGAGCCUUCCAGUAUUCUGCUCAUGUUUAAGAACACUGGAAGUAUACCUGUAGAAUGGUCAUUUCUUUUCCCAGAGGAUCAACAGAUUGAGCUUGAAAACUGGGCUGAGAACGGAGAUUUCAGCCCUUCUGAGCUUCACCUGAUGAAAGUUCAAGACCACAGACUCUUCUCGGUCUCUCCACGCUCUGGUAAGCUCCAGCCCAGCCACCAGAGAGCAGUUCAGUUCACCUACAGACAUGACUUUGUAGGAACAAAUCGUCUUCCGGUCUUGUUGAAACUUUCACAUGGAAGAGAGAUACUGCUAAAUUUUAUAGGAGUAACUGUGGACAAAGAUAGACGCUACAUUCAUCUACCUUCAAACAGACACUCAUUUGCCCCUGUGGGAAUUGGAGGGUUCAGCCCACCCACACAGGUGUAUGAGCUGUAUAAUGCAGGUGCUCUCCCACUAAGAUACCACAUCGACACCACUCCACUGCAGCAGCUGAUGGAAGAAAACUUCAGUCACCCUGUCUUACAGUGUCUGAACCCUGACGGAGAGCUGGAGCCAGGACACACAGCCUUUGUGGAGUGGAUUUUUUCCCCACUGGAGGCUAGAACAUAUAGUGUGGACCUUCCUAUUCAUGUGCUGGAGGGAGACAGCAUGUUUGUCACCUUUGAGGGUCAAGGCUUUGAUGAAAGACACUCAGAACCCAUUCAGGUGAAAGAUGGAUGUAUUACGAUGCCUAGCACUCAAAAAAUCCCAGUACCUGGACAGGUGGUGUUCCUUUCAGAGGAGAGGGUGUGUUUCGGUGAUAUUCCAGUGUGCUCUCGAAGUACCCGAAUCAUUUUUUUGACCAACGUCUCACAUACAGACCAAGUCUUGUAUAAAUGGAACGUAGACUGCCAACAGACUGUAAAGAUACGUCCUGAGAGUGGCCAUCUUGCACCAGGGGAGAGCGUUCUCACCAUUCUGACAGUACAAGCAUCAGGCAGCCCCAGUUUCUACCAGCAAGACCUCAUCUGUGAGAUCAUUCUUGAAGAGAUGCUAAUACUGUAUCACAAAGACCUUCAAGACUGGGAGGUUGAGUUGGAGAGACAGAAAUAUGAGUUUACUGUCACUGAAAAAGAACUGAUAAAAGAGAGUCAACGGGAUAAAAGCACUCAGGCAGGUGCAGUAUUUAAACAGAAAACUGGUGCAAGAAAAUAUAAGACACUUCCGCCUAUCCGUAGCAUUGACCAAGUGGUGAGUCCCUCCACAAGAUCCAGUCUGGCUGUAAGACAAGCCCAGCAGCAGACAGGCUUGAAAAGUAGAAGACGUCCUGAGCCCCCCCGUCCUGCAUUACUCCACUUGGGUGUUACUGCACGCUCACACACCCUAAUGGAGUACCAGGCACAUUUCCCAACUCAAUUUAACACUCAUUAUAUACACAGGUGUAUGCAGCCACAGCCUUCUCAGAGUGACAAAGAUCAGAGCUGCCAUUUCCGUGUAGACCUGCCCCCUCUCGCCCACGGUCCGGAGAGAGAAAUAAUCACCCAUGUUCUCAACUCUGUACUAUGGAGUCUUCUAGAUGAUCCUCAGUUCCAGCACUCUGUGACCCAGCUGCUGCCUGCCACGCCUGUCCCCACAUCAGCCCCCUCACCUGCGGGUUGCCAGGACCAUAAAGAAAUGACUGGUGUGUCCAGUGCUCCUCCAGCAGACCAUAACACAGAAAACCCCAGCACUGCAGACGCACAGAAGACGAGUGAAUGUGACUCGAAUUUAACAGAGGAGGAGUUAAAGAUGACGGAGUCCAUUCGCAGGUUGCCUGAGUUUUGUGACCUGGUUGAGGACAUUUUGCUUAACACUCUGCAGAACCAAAUGAUGGAGGCUUUCUUGGGCGAGUUGGUGCUGACUGCGCGACCACGAAUCAUUGCUCUUCCCCCUUCUCCUGCUAGAAACACAAGAGAGUCCAGUGCCGAAUAUAAGAGGAGCAGAGAAUAACAGUGCCUGUACAAACCCCUCUAUGGUAACUCUGGCUGUAUUUUCUCAGAAACAGUUAAUUUAACCAACUCCUUAUCACUGUAUGACACAU
Messenger RNA from Triplophysa dalaica, 5488 nucleotides. It is a transcript of the gene cfap65, whose product is annotated as cilia and flagella associated protein 65. Lineage: Eukaryota; Metazoa; Chordata; Actinopteri; Cypriniformes; Nemacheilidae. The coding region runs from base 217 to 5397 and encodes 1726 amino acids. The record is from RefSeq and is a predicted model, not a curated record. The transcript is spliced from 33 exons.